Molecule: messenger RNA, 1760 nt
Organism: Cynara cardunculus var. scolymus (artichoke)
Lineage: Eukaryota; Viridiplantae; Streptophyta; Magnoliopsida; Asterales; Asteraceae
Product: translation initiation factor IF3-1, mitochondrial
Exons: 9
Coding region: 154-1503 (449 amino acids)
Biological process (GO): translational initiation; ribosome disassembly
Molecular function (GO): ribosome binding; translation initiation factor activity
Source: RefSeq, a predicted model, not a curated record
AAAUUUGGUGGUUAUUGCCACCUCUACCAGAGUCUGCUCCAUUGAUUCCGUCCCCAGUCCGCCCCCUUAUUCCUCCAAUCGAUAUUUGCGUCAUCUCUGUAGCUCCGUUUCUAGAGGGACAAAGCGAGCUAUUGCCGUCUUCUGGGAAGAAGAAUGGUGUUGUCUUGGUGCCGGAUGAAGCAAGCACAGCUGAGAGCUUUGUCAAGUCAGUUCAGACAUUGCUAUUUUCAAAUUCAUGGGCCCUCUUUGGUUAUCCGGGAAGCUAGCAUUGGUGCUGUGACUAGUCCAAGUAUGGCUAUUCAUAAAACAGGAUCCGAGCUUGGCAACUAUGUGCGAUACUAUGCCGCUCCUGUUCAGGUCAAGCCGAAGUAUGAAGAAAAGGAUAAGGAUAAGGGGCGUCCACGAAUGAAUGAGCAAAUAUCUGCCCAAUAUGUUAGACUUGUGACCGAUGAAGGACAUGGUGUAGUGUCAAGGCAUGAAGCAUUGGAUCGUGCAAGGAGACUCGGUAUUGAUUUAGUUGAGGUUCAAGCAGAUGCUAACCCACCUGUUUGCAAACUCAUGGACUAUAACAAAGAAAUAUACGCAAGACAAGCAAAGGAAAAAGAACUAACAAAAAAGAAGUCUGACGUGGUUUUACGUAAAGGAUCUAUGAAAGAAGUGCGAAUUACUUGUAAAAUCGAUGGGCAUGAUUUGCAAACAAAAGCAGAUGGUGUUAGGCGAUUAACUGAGCGUGGUCAUCGGGUCAAGUGUAUGGCAGUGGGUACUGCAGAUCAGGACUUGGGAGGACUGCUAACACGUUUCGCUGCUUUGGUUGAUGAAUUUACCCUUGUGGAAAGUGGGCCUAGAGUAGAGGCAAAACAAGCAUACAUUGUUGUCCGACAUGUCAAGUUUGGGCCAUUAAAGAAAGGGCCGGGCAAAAAGAAGGUUGCAGCAAUGUUAAAUGAAAAAGUGGAGCAAAACUUGGAUGAAUCUGGUUCUGAGGAGGAUAUGUCUUGUGAGGAGGCAUUUGAAGUAGAUUCACCUCCAGAAACAUCAAAUAUGGAUACAACUUUAUCAGAAAACAGGUAUGCAUCCAAAAGGCAAACAAAUGCUUCUGCUCCUGGACCAGAUAACAGGUAUGCAGCCACAAGACCAACAAAUGGAUCAGAAAACAGGUAUGCAACCACGAGGCCGACAAAUGUUUCUGGUUCUGGAUCAGAUAACCGAUAUGCAGCCACAAAUGCUUCUGGUCCUGGAUCAGAGAACAGAUAUGCAGCCAUGAGGCCCGUGAAUGCUUCAGAUCCUGGUAUGAGAAGAAGGUUUGAACCUGAAAGUCAAAACCCUGGUAGCAGUCGGCAAUUUGGUCAAAGUGAACCCAACAAUGAUCCUCGGAGAGAGAAUAGGUACAAGAAAGGACCAACAUCGCCUUCAGAUUACCACGUCAAUAAGGGUGGGCGAGGAGAUUUUAGUCGAGAAAACGCUAAUUUGAACCCUGGUGGCAUCAGAGAUGGUUUUCGAAGAUGAAUACUAACACAAUUUUACUAGGAGCAAUUUUGUGGUUUUGAAAUUCUUUAUAUGAAAUGGUAUUUAGUUUAUUGUUGUACACUAACACUAUGGUGGUCCAUUAGAGCAACAGAUUGAAAUACUGGAUUAAUAUAAUAUAAUGAUCACACUUCAUAGGUUGACUGGUUUUCUUGCUGUGAACUUGUGUUUUUUAUGGCUCUAGGUGUUUUCGUUGGGAAAGAAAUCGGGUCUUUAACAAGAUUUUUUAUAAAAUAUUU